UCCACGGCCUUGCUUCUUGUAUGGACGCGCUGGCUCCGACUGACAGCGGCGAGCAGGCGGCGAGCAGGCACAACUGCUGCUGCAGAACAACAACAACAUUAAUAACACCAUUAACAACAACAACAACAACAACAUUAACUACAACAACAUUACAUCAACAAGGACGAGGUGCUCCUUCCUGCUUCGCUCCUAAUCCCGCCAACACCUGCAGACAUGCUGGCUGACUUGGAACAGUCUGAUGAGUGAGUGAGUGAGCCGGCAGAAGGCCUCCGCCGCCGCCGCCGCUAUGGUGGACAUGGAGAGCCACUACCGCCCCCCCUCACCCCUGGAGGACUCCAUGCUGGGCAGCCCGCUGUGCGCCGCCAACGACGACUUCAUGGAGGAGCUGCACGACAUCUCUCAGUCCAUGGACAGCAGCAUCCUCAGCUCCUACGACGCUCCCGGGUACCAGUCGUCCAGCACCGGCUCCGAGGGUUCCACGGCCUUUGACACUCUGACGCCCGCCUCCAGCCCCUCAUCUGUCAUCUACGGUGUGGCGACGGGUCAGGAUGACAUCUCGUCUUCCUCCUCCUUGCUCAGCCUGGAGUGUCGGGUGUGUGCUGACCGGGCCUCGGGCUACCACUACGGUGUCCACGCCUGCGAGGGCUGCAAGGGUUUUUUCCGGAGGACCAUCCGUCUCAAGCUGGACUACGACAAGUGUGAGCGCCGCUGCAAGAUCCAGAAGAAGAACCGCAACAAGUGCCAAUUCUGCCGUUUCCAGAAGUGCCUGUCAGUGGGCAUGUCCCACAAUGCCAUCCGCUUUGGCCGUAUGCCGCAAUCGGAGAAGCUGAAGCUGAAGGCGGAGAUGGUGACGGGGGAGCGGGAGGUGGAGGACCCCCAGCUGGCCGACCAGAAGACGCUGGCUCGGCAGAUUUACGAGGCCUACCUCAAGAACUUCAACAUGAACAAAGCCAAGGCACGCACCAUCCUCACGGGGAAGACCAACACUCCGCCAUUGGUCAUCCACGACAUGGAGACCUUGCAGCUGGCGGAGAAGACGCUGGUGGCCAAGAUGGUGGACUCGGCGGGCGUGCUGAAGGACCGGGAGGCGGAGGUGCGCAUCUUCCACUGCUGCCAGUGCACCUCGGUGGAGACGGUCACCGAGCUCACCGAGUUCGCCAAGUCCGUGCCGGGCUUCUCCGGCCUGGACCUCAACGACCAGGUGACUCUCUUGAAAUACGGCGUCUACGAGGCGCUCUUCGCCAUGCUGGCCUCCUGCAUGAACAAGGACGGCCUCCUGGUGGCGUACGGCUCGGGCUUCAUCACGCGGGAGUUCCUCAAGAGCCUGCGCCGGCCCUUCAGCGACAUGAUGGAGCCCAAGUUCCAGUUCGCCACCAAGUUCAACGCGCUGGAGCUGGACGACAGCGACCUGGCGCUGUUUGUGGCCGCCAUCAUCUGCUGCGGAGACCGCCCGGGGCUGGUGAACGUGACGCACAUCGAGCGCAUGCAGGAGAGCAUCGUGCAGGUGCUGCGGCUCCACCUGCUGGCCAACCACCCCGACCACGCCUUCCUCUUCCCCAAGCUGCUGCAGAAGCUGGCGGACCUGCGGCAGCUGGUCACCGAGCACGCUCAGUUGGUGCAGGAGAUGAAGAAGACGGAGGACAUGUCGCUGCACCCGCUGCUGCAGGAGAUUUACAGGGACAUGUACUGAGUCUUCCACAAGCUGAGGGAUGGACCGUCAACCAUCUUCAGCCUUGUUUCCACCAAGCAGCGCACUUAUUUGGGCUUCCGGCACCAAGUAUGUGCAGCUGUAGCACCUCCUCGCUUCUCUUCCACAAGUCGUGU
Messenger RNA from Entelurus aequoreus (snake pipefish), 1824 nucleotides. It is a transcript of the gene pparab, whose product is annotated as peroxisome proliferator-activated receptor alpha b. The record is from RefSeq and is a predicted model, not a curated record. Bases 287 to 1690 code for a protein of 467 amino acids. Gene Ontology annotation, molecular function: zinc ion binding; RNA polymerase II cis-regulatory region sequence-specific DNA binding; nuclear receptor activity. The transcript is spliced from 7 exons. Gene Ontology annotation, biological process: cell differentiation; negative regulation of transcription by RNA polymerase II; hormone-mediated signaling pathway. Lineage: Eukaryota; Metazoa; Chordata; Actinopteri; Syngnathiformes; Syngnathidae. Gene Ontology annotation, cellular component: nucleus.